AAGGAUCCCAUCUUUCUCUCUCUCCCUCUCUCCCACAGCACAUGCGCGUCGCCCGCCGACACCCGCACCCACAGCAGCCAGAGCAGCAGCGGCAGCAAUGGAGCAUCGGGGCCUGCUUCUCGUCCUCGCCGCCGCGCUGUGCCUCGCGGGCGCCGCCGACGCCAGGCACGCCAAGAAGUCGUACCAGGCCGUCUUCAGCUUCGGGGACUCGCUCUCCGACGCCGGCAACCUCAUCGUCGACGGCAUCCCCAAGGCCCUCACCACCGCGCGCGCGCCCUACGGCAUGACCUUCUUCGGCCGCCCCACCGGCCGCUGCUCCAACGGCCGCGUCGUCGUCGACUUCCUCGCCGAGCAUUUCGGGCUGCCGCUGCCGCCGGCGUCGCAGGCGCAUGGCAAGGACUUCAAGAAGGGGGCCAACUUCGCCAUCACCGGCGCCACGGCGCUGGAGUACUCCUUCUUCAAGGCGCAUGGCAUCGACCAGCGCAUUUGGAACACCGGCUCCAUCAACACCCAGAUCGGCUGGCUCCAGAAGAUGAAGCCGUCGCUUUGCAAGUCGGAGAAAGAGUGCAAGGACUACUUCAGCAAGUCCCUGUUUGUGGUGGGAGAGUUUGGGGGGAACGACUACAACGCUCCUCUCUUCUCCGGCGUCGCCUUCUCCGAUGUGAAGACCUACGUGCCGCUGGUCGCCAAAGCCAUCGCCAACGGCGUCGAGAAAUUGAUCGAGCUUGGCGCGACAGACCUGUUGGUGCCUGGAAUUCUUCCGAUCGGGUGCUUCCCAUUGUACCUGACUCUCUACAACAGCAGCAAGAAGUCGGACUACAACGCGCGCACCGGGUGCCUCCGGAGAUACAACCGCCUGGCCUUCCACCACAACAGAGAGCUCAAGCAGCAGCUUGACCAGCUUCAGAAGAAGUACCCAAAGACGAAAAUCAUGUACGGCGAUUACUUCAAAGCUGCAAUGCAGUUUGUCGUCAGCCCCGGGAAAUUCGGUUUCAGCACGGCAUUGCAGGCAUGCUGCGGCGCCGGAGGGUCGGGCGCCUACAACUUCAACCUGAAGAAGAAGUGCGGCGAGGCGGGCGCGAGCGUGUGCUCCAACCCGUCGGCGUACGUGAGCUGGGACGGCAUCCACAUGACCGAGGCCGCCUACCGCAUGGUCGCCAACGGCUGGCUGAAUGGCCCCUAUGCCUCUCCCCCGAUCAUGAAGUGAAAAUCCAGAUGGUUAGCCCUGUAUGUACGUAACGUUGCUGCUGCUGCUGCUGCUGAUGAUGAUGAUGGAGGGGAUCGACGGAUAUGCAGAGCGCUUCAGGCGCUGGAGAUGUUAAGUUAUGAUGAUGGGUAAAAUCGCUCAGUCUGUUCGUUGAGAGUUUGUAUAAACCGUGCCGGUAUAGAUAUGUUUUUCCAGCUGAAAAGCUCUAGUAGUACACAUGUACGUACCUUGUAUGACAUGCUACCUGAUUCUUAUUCAUUUACCAAGACUUGCAUAAGAAUAAAUUAUUAAAUAUUAUGGAA
Molecule: messenger RNA, 1509 nt
Organism: Aegilops tauschii subsp. strangulata
Lineage: Eukaryota; Viridiplantae; Streptophyta; Magnoliopsida; Poales; Poaceae
Product: GDSL esterase/lipase At5g45910
Molecular function (GO): hydrolase activity, acting on ester bonds
Source: RefSeq, a predicted model, not a curated record